Trichoderma reesei QM6a is the source of this 1038-nucleotide messenger RNA. Its product is annotated as aldo-keto reductase. Bases 1 to 1038 code for a protein of 345 amino acids. Gene Ontology annotation, cellular component: cytoplasm. The record is from RefSeq and is a predicted model, not a curated record. The transcript is spliced from 2 exons. Lineage: Eukaryota; Fungi; Ascomycota; Sordariomycetes; Hypocreales; Hypocreaceae.
AUGUCUCAGACGCUUCCCAAGAUAGUCACCCGUGCCUUGGGCAAGAAUGGACCUCAAGUGCCUCGCCUCGGCCUCGGCCUCAUGGGACUGAGCGGACACUACGGCCUGCCAGCCCCGGACGAGGAGCGCCUGGCCUUCUUGGACAAGGCGUAUGAAAUGGGUGAGACAUUUUGGGACACCGCCGACAUGUAUGGCGACUGCGAAGACCUGUUGGGAAAAUGGUUCGCGGCCAACCCGGGAAAGCGAGACAAUAUCUUUCUUUCGACCAAAUUCGGCUUGCGGACAGAAGGCAGAAACAUCAAAGUGAACUCGUCUCCGGAGUAUUGUCGAGAGGCCAUCGAAAAGUCUCUCAAACGACUCGGGCUGCCAUCUGUCAACCUGUUCUACGUUCAUCACCUCGACAAAGUCACCCCGAUCGAAAAGACCAUGGAGGCCAUGGUCGAGCUCAAGAAUGAGGGAAAGAUCCAGCAUAUUGGUCUGAGCGAAUGUAGUGCCGACUCCCUCAGGCGUGCUUCCGCGAUUCACCCCAUUGCCUGUGUCCAGAUGGAAUACAAUCCCUUUACCUUGGAGAUUGAGUCGCCUCAGCGCCGCUUCCUCGAGACUGCGCGAGAACUCGGAAUCGCCGUGGUCGCAUACAGCCCACUUGGACGUGGCCUUCUCACGGGAGCCAUCCGGUCGAAAGAGGACAUCACCAAGGCCGGAGACAUGCGCACUAUGCUUCCUCGCUUUAGCGGCGAGAAUCUGGACAAGAAUGUCGCGACCGUUGCAAAGAUCAACGAAAUCGCAGAGAAGAAGGGCGUCACUCCCUCCCAGUUGACACUGGCUUGGGUCCUUGCGCAGGGUGACGACAUUUUCGCCAUUCCCGGCACGACAAAGGCAGAGAGGCUGAGGGAAAACCUUGCGGCAAUGAGCAUCAGCUUGAGCGCCGAGGAGGAGCAAGCCAUUCGGAAUGUGGCAACGGAAGUGGCAGGCCUUCGUAUUCCAGAGGACGUCCCCGGCGUGAACCUGUUCGGAGACACCCCGCCGCUGGAGUCGUGA